This is a messenger RNA of Anguilla rostrata (American eel), 3698 nucleotides long. RefSeq names its product farnesyl-diphosphate farnesyltransferase 1 (gene fdft1). NCBI's taxonomy places the organism in Eukaryota, Metazoa, Chordata, Actinopteri, Anguilliformes, Anguillidae. The record is from RefSeq and is a predicted model, not a curated record. Gene Ontology annotation, biological process: cholesterol biosynthetic process; farnesyl diphosphate metabolic process. Gene Ontology annotation, cellular component: endoplasmic reticulum membrane. Bases 160 to 1536 code for a protein of 458 amino acids. The transcript is spliced from 7 exons. Gene Ontology annotation, molecular function: squalene synthase [NAD(P)H] activity.
UGGAGAGGGGAAAGUAGGCGAGGCCAAAAAGUUGUUUUCAACUUAACUCACGUGUGGCGUGCGCUGGGGGCGAACAGGGUUUACGUACUGCACCAUUUUGUAAAUGACGGGAAUUUAAAAACACAUUUUCAGUAGUGUUGCCUGUGGGAGGGUGACCACAUGGCUGGACCUUGUUGCAAGAGUACGGUGUACUUUUUAGUGUUGAAGCGUAGUCUCUCGGUCCCUCCCCGAAGCUCCGUAACUGCUGCGCGACCUACGCUCUCCGCUGGCAGGCUGGGCGAGCGAGGUGUCCAGGAAGGGUGUUGGGCCGCCCGCCCGAAUGCCCUCAGAACGGCUGGUUCUUACCGACACCCCGUAUUUCUGUGUUUCUCCUGCCAGGAAUCUAUGAGCGAGAGCCUGCGAACAUGUUAUAUUUAUUUGAAUCAGACAAGCCGGAGUUUCGCAGCCGUAAUUCAAGCGUUGGACGGAGAGUUACGGCAUGCAGUGUGUAUUUUCUACCUGGUCCUACGGGCUCUGGACACAGUGGAAGAUGACAUGAGUAUCCCACUCGAGAAGAAGGUGCCCCUGCUGCACAACUUCCACAACUUCCUGUAUGAUCCGGAGUGGAACUUCACAGAGAGCCAGGAAAAGGACCGACAAGUGCUGGAGGACUUCCCCACGAUUUCGGUUGAGUUCCGCAAUCUGGGCCAGGAGUAUCGGGAGGUGAUAUCUGAUAUCUGCUACUGCAUGGGAGUAGGAAUGGCUGAGUUCCUGGAAAAGAAAGUAGGCUCAAUGAAGGAGUGGGACAAGUACUGUCACUAUGUGGCUGGGCUGGUGGGCAUUGGGCUGUCCCGGCUCUUUUCGGCCUCCCAGCUGGAGGAUCCUGAAGUUGGGCAGGACACUGAGUUGGCCAACUCCAUGGGCCUCUUUCUGCAAAAGACCAACAUUAUUCGAGACUACCUGGAAGACCAGCAGGAUGGACGGGCCUUCUGGCCAAAGGAGGCUUGGAGCCAGUUUGCCAAUCACCUGGAAGACUUUGCCAAGCCACGGCAUCUGGACUCCGCUCUCGCCUGCCUGAACCUGCUGGUGACUGAUGCCCUCCGACACGUUCCAGAUGUCAUCAGCUACCUGACACGCCUCCGUAACCAGAGCGUCUUUAACUUUUGUGCCAUCCCUCAGGUCAUGGCCAUAGCCACACUGUCCGCAUGUUACAACAACCCACAGGUUUUCCAAGGAGUGGUGAAGAUUCGGAAGGGCCAGGCUGUAACGCUCAUGAUGCAAGCAACCAACAUGGGUGCUGUACGGUCCAUCAUCUCUCAGUACAGCCAGGAGAUUCUACAGAAGGUGUCCCUCACUGACCCAUCUCGGGACAAGACACUGCUGAUCCUGCAGUUGAUCCGUGAAAAGACUCUAUCCCAGGACAUGCUCCCGUCCCGUGCGCACCACCUGUCCCCCGUCUACCUGUCAGCCGCCAUGCUGCUAGCUGCCCUGAGCUGGCAGUAUCUGAGUGCCACAGCCGGGCAAGCCGCAGGGGGUGCGGACAUGCAGGGCCACUAGAGGGAGCCAGGAAACCCCCUAAAAACUCUAAAAGCUGUUUUAUGCUUUUUUGCAUGAAGUGUGAAUGGAAACAGAAGUGGGCAUUGGUCACAUUCAAAGGUAGUGAGCUUUAUGCACAAAUUUUUAAACAGAAUCUGCAACAGAGUGUAUUAUUGUAUGACUAAUUGAUGAGUAAUUACCUAAUUUCCAUCUCUGAAUAAUUGGUAUAUUCUGUGUCAUUCAGUGUCAUUCUCACUAAUGCAUUGGACAUGUUUGAUACCUGGUGUAUACAGCUAAGUUCUUCUGGAAUGUAAUGCUUAAAAGUGCUAUCUGCAUACCUGAGAAACGUCUUUUCAGGUGCUAAAAAUUGAGCAUGAAAACAUUUUUUCACUAGAUUCUGGAAUGUGAUGACGUAGUCUUCUAGUAAGCACAAUGGGCAUAAAUGCUCUGAAUCUCAUGGAUGGCUUGCCAGCCAUUCUCAGAAGUUCAUGCACCACCUGGGGAAAAAAGCAUAGAACAGCUUUAAUAUAUCCACUUAAGUCAAUAUCAGCCUGAUAAAUAGGUUCUAAUUGAGGGACUUGUGGUGAAUAGCAGUUUGCAAUAGUCUCCUUUGCUUUCUGUAAUACUGUUCCUUCUUCACUUCAUACAAGUUAGCCCCUUGUCAACCUGGACAUUCUUCUGUGUUUGGCCUCUGCCUUUUGUGAACAGCCACAGUCCUGAUCUGUUUAUAGCUCCUGCACUCGAGGUCAGUUCCUAGGAGAAUGACAGAAAGGAUGUGCAGUGUCACCCCUUUAAAUUUGACAUUAUUAUUGAUUGUCAUUUAAGUUUUGUUUUAAUGAAAGUAGGUUGGAGGCUGAUUGUGGCAACAUUUUUCAAAGUAAGAAGAUAUAAUCUAGUGCUUAAGCAGAGUGAAGUUUGAAUGCACCAUUGGUUUUCAAAGACACUGGGGAUGUUGUACAAAGACUGUUUAGUUCAACUUUAAGAUGUACAGUGUGUAAACAAUGUUUUCUGGGAACUUCUGUUACCAUCACUGUUGCGUCAUACAGUGAAAGGCACCAGACCUGGGAAUAUAAGAAGGCAAAGCCUAGGAGAAGCAUUUGGUUGUUUGCACCAAACAUUUAUAAAUCAGCCUUUGAAAGUGCUAUUGUACAGUACUUGAUGCAUAGAAUGUCCAGAUUAACAUGUUCCCAGGGGUUAUUUUUUGAAAUACAUACCAAAUCCUUUCAAAUUAAAAAAAGAAAAUGGACAGAGAGAAAUAUGUGUUUGAGACCAGCAAUUACAGGUAUAAGGUAAAUUGCUAAACAUGUUCCUGCCCUAGGUGUCCUUACAAUGUUGAGUUCCAAAGAUAAGAGUUGAAGGACAGCUUCCAGUACAUUGAAAUAUAUCCUUGUACCUUUCUUUUUCUGUAGCAGGUGUUUAUCAAGAAGCUCUUUGGGUGUUUCAGGUGCAUAAAUGGGUGUUUAAAUAGCAAUUAGAAGCUAUUUUAAAUCUUUUUUGGAUUUGGAACAUCUUCAGAUGAUCAGAAUGCAUUGCUCCACCUUUCACUGUGGAUUGAAGCAAAUAACAUCGGCAGAUUCUUUAAUGAUGUUCUUUUAUUUAAAUUCUCUAAAAUGCUCUGACACUCUACCAAGGUGUAUGCACAGUCUGCAUUGUAUGCAGAUUUGUGCAUUUUAAUGUGCAUCCAUUUUGGCAGGACAGUUGUCUUACAGCACCAGCAUUUUGAUUUAUAAAGACUCAAAUGUUUCAGAGCAGCUAUGCAUACAUGCUGUAAAGGCUGUUGGGGUUGUCAGAAAAGGAGAAUCACUUGCAGCAGUCAUUUAUAUAUCAACUUGCACACUCAUCAGUGUAUAGUGAUGGGUAGGGUCAUGUGCUGAUGCCAGAGCUGCAAAAUCUGGAAGGAAAAGAACAGGGAGAAGCAGUUACUUGCUUUCCAGUAUGCAUACCUAAAAAACUGUAAGAUUAGGGACAUAUCAAUUUUUAGAUAUGCCUACAAAUACAAACACUUUAAUCUUGAACCAGGUAGAAGAACUGCAGCCCACAUGGCUGAUAAGUGUCUAUCACAAUGCUUUGUUGUGCAAGCAGAAUUGUCCUUUGUACAAAAUCAGGGUGACAAAUUAACAUUUGUAAUAUGAGAUCUUAAUUUGUACAUAACUCAAUAAACAAAUACAAGAAAUAUGCUGAAA